This is a messenger RNA of Columba livia (rock pigeon), 2221 nucleotides long. RefSeq lists its product as uncharacterized. The record is from RefSeq and is a predicted model, not a curated record. The transcript has 3 exons. Bases 1 to 1071 code for a protein of 356 amino acids. Lineage: Eukaryota; Metazoa; Chordata; Aves; Columbiformes; Columbidae.
AUGCGAUUGCUCCGGCAUAAAUCCCCCAGGCAGCCAAACACGAGGAUUAAUGGAUACUCUCCCAGGCCACCCCGAAAUGCCUGCCUUCCCUCCCAACCUCCUUCCCUGUCCCCCGAACUGCCGCGGUGCGGCUCUGCAGGGAAGAGGGGCCACGCCGCGCCCCUCGCCGCUCCCCGGCCCCGGAACCCAGCGGCGGCGGAGCUCCGCGCACACGCUGCCCCCGCUCCCCGACUCACAGCUCGGCCGGCUGCUCCCCCGCCGCUCCUCCUUCCCUCCCUCCGGCCGCUGCGGAGCCGGGAGGGCAGCGGGGCCGCCCCUCCGCGGCUCAGGGCGUGCGCGGCACCUGCGAGCACCCGUCAGUGCGCGGGCGGGCGGCGGCGCCCCGUGUGCCGGGGGCGCGGGGCCGCGGGUGGCGAGCGGGAGCCGCGGGGAGGCGGCGCUGCCGGCGGGGAGGGCGGGCUGCAGGGAAAUCCUGGCACCGCGGAGCGCCGCCUGGGAGGCGGGCAGGGGAGGCGAGCAGCAACCACAGUAACAAUAAAGGGGGUCUCUCCCCCCUCCCCCGCUUUUUUUAAGCUCAUUGCGGGAGUGGGGGCGUUACGGGGAGCGCCGGAAGGCCACCUCCCAGCCAGGCAGUGCCCCGCUGAGCCCUGGGGUGGGCAGCCUCCCCUGAGCACGGCCAGCUCGGAGAGGUGCUUAAAAGCUGACCAUUUUUCACCCAAACCCUCGUCCCCCUCACCUCCUCGGCGCCCCGCUCCGUCACGGGGGAGGCUUUCAGCUCGCUCUCCGCAGCAGCGCCCGCCGCACUCCUUCAUUCUGCCUUUCCUCCAUCAUUUACGCGUUUUUAAGGAGCGCUCAGGCUUUCAUGACUCCACGGGCUGCGAUUUGCAGGUUGUGGAUGAUACCUCAGAGAUGAAGCGUGAUCGAAGCAUUUCUCCACGGAACACCAAGCUGGGCCCGAGAGGUGCUUCUGGUUCAGAGCCUGUGGCAGGGGCUCAGACAGUUUUCAAGAGUGAUUUUUCUCAAGAAGUAAAAUAUGUAAUAAACAUGCUGAGAGAAAUGAAGAGGGACUAAAAUCAUCUUCAGGAGGAUCACGCUCCUAUUUUUGAACUCAAAUGCAUACCUGACACAUAACAGAAGAAUGCACAUUAAAACUAAAAGGUACACUCAGCUUGCACUGUGAUGGGUAUGAUACCACUGAAUCCAUGAAAAGAAAAUUGUCUUCCAUUUUAGAGAUGCUUGCCUCCAGUAAGAAAGUUAUAUGGGUUAUUUUUCAAUGUAGUGUUAGACCACUUGGCUAUACGACCUACGCCAAAUCAUGCAGUGAGCAUCAUUCCACGUAUUACUGAGAAGUCAUUCAUGUAGUGAUAUACGACCGCUUGCAUAAGCACGUUUCAAGGUACAUUUGUGGAUGUACAUGCAGAAGUGCAGGUGGAAUUUGGAGAUCAAGUUCUAAAGAUGUGUCCUAAAUGCUCUAAAAUACAAACCUAUCCGGCUUUAUAACUCCAGUAGCCACUGUGCUCCAUUGUCUGGUCACUUCCAGUAGUGGAAAGCAGAUAUGAAAUGUGACACUUUUGGCUCGGUAGUAUUUUGUCAUCACUUCCUACUGAUUACCCAGGGAUCUGAGCAGCCCGGGGAAUUACCACAGAUUUUGUCUCUGCUGUUCUGAACAGUAUCUCUCUGAUGGCAAUACAUGCAACCCAGUACAGUUUAUAACUUAAUUCAGACUGCUGUCACAACUCUCAGUUACAGUAUUGGGUCAGUUUCUCUGUCAAAGAUCAGAAAAACUCCCAGUAGAUCUUCCUAGCUAAAGUACACUACCUUCUAAAAUCCGUUCAAGGAAGGAAAACUCAAGCAAAUAUAUAUUUGUGUCCUUAGUAAUACCAAACUUUCCCAUGUUUUUACCUGAGUUUUUAUAGAAAUUAUAAAAUGAUAACAUGAUCAGAGCACAUAUAUAUAAAUUUUUAAAAAGUAUAUAUUGAGCUUUCUCCAGAGGCGUUUUUCCAAGCCACCAUAUAUGAAAAUCAGUUUGUUUUUUUCAAUAACAGCUUAGCUUCAGUGACUGCAGUGACCCAAACCCAAGUUAUUUUCAUUGUAAAUGAUGAUACCCACAUUUUACAAAACCUUUGUAUUAUUUAGUUUAAAAUCCUCCUCCCUUUUAAUGAAAUACAGUAGCUGGCACUUCUACUGAAAAAAUCAUUAAAUAUUUCCAUAUUGGCUUCCA